CCAUUUUUAUUUUAUUUUUUUAUUUUUGGUUUUUCGAGACAGGGUUUCUCUGUGUAGCCCUGGCUGUCCUGUAACUCACUCUGCAGACCAGGCUGGCCUCAGACUCCACAGAGAUCUGCCUGCCUCUGCCUCCGGAGUGCUGGAAUUAAAGGUGUGCCCCACAGCCAUCCGACUGUCUCCAUUUUUAGGCUAUUACAUUAUAAGUCUAUGACCUGCCUGGGUCAUUCCUCUCUGUGGGCACCGUGAUGCUACCGGGAAGCUGCUGGCCCAGCACUUCUGUCCCUGGAACUCUUCAUGCAACUCUUCAUGGUGUGUUACAGCAAUGGAGGUGGCUUAUCUGGAGCCACUGGGAUAGGCAGUUCCAGCGUGGAGGCUAUGUACCAGUACUUUCUCACGGGCGAAGAUAAUUAAAACAUGUAUCCUAUCCUCAAGGCACUCAUAGUCAAAUGCAUGAAUGGUGGGCCAACAGAAUAAAUUACCUAGGUAAGUUUUACUCCCCUGGUUUCUUAGCACCGAAGCGAAGGCGCAAAGGUGCAUCUUCACCUGUGUUUGGAAACAGACAGGCACAUCUGGCCACAGCAGCUCCACUCGCAUCUCGAAGAACUCGAUUUCCCAUGGUGACUUGUGUGAGUGGGCAGUUACUAGAGAAAAGAGGGAGAGAAGGAAGGCUGGGUGACAUCUCUUAAGUCCGAAGUGGCCCCUUGGCAGGGAAUUCCGUGUUGGAGUUCAGGUGUGAGAACCAUCCAGCCCUGACGGACCACGGACCACCGGCAUGAAGACAAAGGGACUUGUGGGGCCAGUUAGUAAUGUGGCAACUGAAGAGGCUCUUAAGCCGGGCAGGGUGGUGCAUUCUUUGGGAAGCAGAGACAGGUGGAUCUUGGUGAGUUUGAGGCCAGCCUAGUUUACAAGGCAAGUUCCCGGACAGCCAGGACUACAGGCUAGGCGAGCCCUGUACCCCCCGCCCAACUAGAUGGAGGGUGAGGGAAUUCCCUUACUCCUCAAUGUCAUCUGUGGCCACAAAGAGGAGGUCCUAACAGGGCAGAGGCAAUGAGAACCCUGAUAUUCUGGAGGACAUGCAAAGUGACACAUUUGGGGAUUAAGUAGGAAGGGCUCUUCUUGUUGGAGUGAGUCAGGAGGAGAGAUCUGAAAAACAUGGAGAGGGAAAUACUCUUGACAGUAUUUAAAACAGCGCUGAAUUCCUGAAGCCCGUAUGGAGGGCUUGCUUCAGAUGUAUGCCAUCUUAUUGAAUUCUCCAGUAACUAGGCAAGGGUAGAAGCUUGGGUCCUGACCCGGGGCUGGUCUGAUCCUGCAGGCUCUCCUGGGCUGAGGUGACUCUGGCUAACAGACCAGUGUCUUCCCACCACAUCAGCUAGUGCUGGCGGCAGGGCGACUGUGAACAUUUGCGGGGAGAAACAAGCAUUUGUUUUGGAGUAUUUUUCCACUGCUUUCCAAUGGCCUCGGGAGUGGAUGCGGGGUUUGUACGCACACGUGUGUCGCGGUCACAGGACUGCUUCCCAGACUGCAAGGCGCAGGAGCUCAGCAGCGGCUCCAGGCACGAGAAGCAGCCGGGCUGGACUAGGGAGCCGCUGGUGGGAGGGGAAGUGCCAUUGUGACCUACCCAGGUCCCUCCCCUCCGCGGGUACUGUGAUGCUGCAGGGCAACUGCUGGCCCAGCAUGUCUGUCUCAGGCCCCCUCCCUCACAGUGUGUCACAACCGCGGAGGCGGCCGUAUCUGGAGCAGUUGGGGUGGGCAGGCCCAGCUGGGAGGCGAGCGGGCGAAGAGAGCGGCCACGAUGGUGAGACUUCCCCGCCGGGGCUGGCCGGGGACGCGCGCAGGUGCCGGGGCAGAGAGCUGCGGGGCCACCGGGUAGCUGUGGAGUGGUUUUGGAUCUACUGGGCUCCAAGUCUCCUGGAGGGGCUGUGGAGGGAAUGCAUAUCAGUCCAUGUGGGUCAAGCGGGAGUUCAGAUUGGCAAUGCCUGCUGGGAGCUCUUCUGUUUGGAGCAUGGUAUCCAGGCGGAUGGGACCUUUGGCACUCAGGCCAGCAAGAUCAACGACGACGACUCCUUCACCACAUUUUUCAGUGAGACUGGCAACGGAAAACAUGUGCCCCGGGCUGUCAUGGUGGACCUGGAGCCUACAGUAGUAGACGAGGUGCGGGCAGGGACCUACCGCCAGCUCUUCCACCCUGAGCAGCUGAUCACAGGGAAGGAGGAUGCAGCUAACAAUUACGCCCGCGGACACUAUACGGUGGGCAAGGAGAGCAUCGAUCUGGUGCUGGACCGGAUCCGUAAACUGACUGAUGCCUGCUCCGGCUUGCAGGGUUUCCUGAUCUUCCACAGUUUUGGUGGGGGCACAGGCUCUGGCUUCACUUCUCUGCUGAUGGAACGCCUUUCUCUUGAUUAUGGCAAGAAGUCCAAGCUAGAAUUUGCCAUCUACCCAGCCCCACAGGUCUCCACAGCAGUGGUGGAGCCCUAUAACUCCAUCCUGACCACCCAUACCACUCUGGAACACUCUGAUUGUGCUUUCAUGGUGGACAAUGAAGCCAUCUACGACAUCUGCCGCAGGAACCUGGAUAUUGAGCGCCCCACCUAUACCAACCUCAACCGCCUCAUCAGCCAGAUUGUCUCCUCCAUCACGGCCUCUCUCCGCUUUGAUGGAGCCCUCAACGUGGACCUCACAGAGUUCCAGACCAACCUGGUACCCUACCCCCGAAUCCACUUCCCGCUGGUCACUUACGCACCCAUCGUCUCUGCCGAGAAAGCCUACCACGAGCAGCUGUCUGUGGCAGAGAUAACCAGCUCUUGCUUCGAGCCCAACAGCCAGAUGGUGAAAUGUGACCCACGUCACGGCAAAUACAUGGCCUGCUGCAUGCUCUACCGUGGUGAUGUGGUACCCAAGGAUGUGAAUGUCGCCAUUGCUGCCAUCAAGACCAAGAGAACUAUUCAGUUUGUUGACUGGUGUCCCACAGGCUUCAAGGUGGGCAUUAACUACCAGCCACCUACUGUCGUGCCAGGAGGAGACCUGGCCAAAGUCCAGCGAGCAGUAUGCAUGCUGAGCAACACCACAGCAAUCGCAGAGGCCUGGGCCCGCCUUGACCAUAAGUUCGACCUCAUGUAUGCCAAACGGGCCUUUGUACAUUGGUAUGUUGGAGAGGGAAUGGAAGAAGGAGAAUUUUCUGAGGCCAGGGAGGACCUGGCUGCUCUGGAGAAGGAUUAUGAAGAAGUGGGGACUGAUUCGUUUGAAGAAGAAAAUGAGGGGGAGGAAUUUUAAAUAUACACUUGCCCCAUGACUAU
Messenger RNA from Rattus norvegicus (Norway rat), 3293 nucleotides. It is a transcript of the gene Tuba8, whose product is annotated as tubulin, alpha 8. The record is from RefSeq and is a predicted model, not a curated record. Gene Ontology annotation, cellular component: microtubule; membrane raft; cytoskeleton. Gene Ontology annotation, biological process: microtubule-based process. Gene Ontology annotation, molecular function: structural constituent of cytoskeleton; GTP binding. Lineage: Eukaryota; Metazoa; Chordata; Mammalia; Rodentia; Muridae.